This is a messenger RNA of Gaeumannomyces tritici R3-111a-1, 1132 nucleotides long. RefSeq lists its product as hypothetical. Lineage: Eukaryota; Fungi; Ascomycota; Sordariomycetes; Magnaporthales; Magnaporthaceae. The coding region runs from base 117 to 647 and encodes 176 amino acids. The record is from RefSeq and is a predicted model, not a curated record. The transcript has a single exon.
CUGGACUUGGUGGGCGACUGGAGUGAAGGAGGACUGGCAAGACAGGAAACAGUAGUACAUACCAACGCGUUUCCAAGACUUCCCAUUGCGACAAUGCCCUCCUUGCCAGUGUGCCAAUGAGCAACGCAAGCCAUAUCGGCGGGCCUCUCGGCGGGCCCGACCAUGGACCCGUCCACGUGACUGCUGCCUUGUUCUCCCACCGGGCCGACGGCUGGGAGGCUUGCACUGGCCGUCGCAUCAGGACGACCCGGUCUCUUGAGCCUGCUACAUCUCCAGCUGUGUCUCGGUCAGCGGCGCUGGCGGCACGGAAAGGACAGAGAAGAAACGAUGGACAGGCUACACAUGGCGAUGCCGCCUUCGCCACCGGUAACUCGCUCCCCCGAUCCACGGCCCCCCCAGACUGUUGCCGAAAGAUGUGGCAGCGGGAUGGCGACAGAGUCCAGGCCCUCGGAGCGAUGGCACGGCAAUAUCACGAGAUGCAGGAAGCGGCGGGAUGCGAAAUCGGAUUGGCAUGGCUGGCACACCUCGACCCCCGCCCGUCGCUCCGGAUAUGGGUCACGACGCCUGUCAAUGCAAAUGCAGGUCGACGGAUGGUGGUGCCGCCGGCCUGGCAGCCCAGCAGAGCCGUCGAGGCGAGCGUGGCCUAGUGUGGAGGGAGGACAGGGGUGUCGGCCCUGCUCUCCCGCAUUCCCGGAGUCAGGCUGGGUUCUGGGGUCAUUACUGGGGGUUUUUUUUUUUACCCACCCAGGAUGCCAGGUCUUGUUCCCCUGGCCAUUCCCGGGGCCGUGGGGCUACUGGCUGGAUCCUUCAUGAUUGCCUGCCCCCGUGCUAGGACUAGAAAUUCCCUGGUCCAUCUGCCCCUGAUAUUGUGGCGCAAACAACAGCCUGGCGACAAUGGGCCAGCAGAUUGAAUUAGAUUGCCUGUCAGAGAAGUGGGAAGUGAAUGGAAUGGUAGUGAUUUGAUUGCCUCGAUGAUCCAAAAGGUGGUGGCGUGCCGUCUUGCAGCCGAAGAGGGUGGUCGACGCGACUGGGCGGAACAAGAAGCAGCUGGGCCUGCGCAGCUGCAGCGGGACCCCCUCCAGGGGCAGGCCAUCUAAGCGCAUGGGCAAAUAGGCCCAGGCGGGCCACGGCU